CAGGAUGUAGAAGCGUACCUAGCUCCUGGAAUCGAUUUCUCCAUAGUGCUUAUAAAGAUGCGACCAGUGCGCUCGAUGACUAUCUGAAAUCGGAUUCGCAGGAUAAAACCGCUCUCGAAUUGAAGGUGAGAAUUCUGUUAAGGACUCGCCGCUACAAUUACGCCAAGCAGGUAGCAAAAACUCUUUUAAUGCUUGGCGGAGAAGAGUCGCAGUAUCUCUAUUAUUAUGGAUUUGCUCUUUUGUGCUCAGGUGAUUUCGAAGGAGCAUACAGCACAUUCCACCGUGCCUAUUCUCUGGAUCCAGACGGCAGUUACUCUUUUGGAAGCCUCGCUCGCCAGUCGAAGGAAUUGAACAAUCUGAAAAAGAAGGGAAAUGACUUGGUAUCGCAGGGGAAAACGGAAGAAGCCGUCGCAGAAUACACAAAAGGCAUUGAGCUCUGCAACUCCAAGGAACUGCAGUGUGGCUACGUCUUCCUGAACAAUCGCGCUGCCUGCUACAUGAAUCAGCAGCGAUACGAGCAAGCCUUGCAAGAUCUCGAUGCCUCGCUCCUUCAGUUCCCGUUCUCUCCCAAGACGUAUCUUCGCGAGAUUCGCUGCAUUCAGCAGCAGAAUUUGCAAGAACGACUGAGUGUAAUUCCUUCCUAUUAUGUAAAUGCUUUGUUUUGCGGUCGGUAUUCCGACCCUGCGCUUCGCACCACUAAACGAGAUUACAUCCAAUUCUUAAAACAACACAAUGCUUUCCAGAGCAAUGUCCAACCCAUUUCGAAUGAUCACGAGCUCUCUCGCGUUCUCCGCAUUAAUCCGGGAACGCUGAUCGUUCUAGACAUUUUCGCGUCGUGGUGUGGACCUUGCAAGGUCACAUUCGAGUUUUGGAAUAACAUGUAG
This is a messenger RNA of Blastocystis hominis, 884 nucleotides long. RefSeq lists its product as hypothetical. Gene Ontology annotation, biological process: post-translational protein targeting to endoplasmic reticulum membrane. The coding region runs from base 189 to 884 and encodes 231 amino acids. Lineage: Eukaryota; Bigyra; Opalinata; Blastocystidae. The record is from RefSeq and is a predicted model, not a curated record. Gene Ontology annotation, cellular component: membrane; TRC complex. The transcript has 2 exons. Gene Ontology annotation, molecular function: molecular adaptor activity; protein binding.